AUGUUACGCAGAUUCUCCACCCAGUUCAAGAAGAACAAGGAGCCCAAUGGCGAUGCCGAACCACCCAAGAUCUCUAAAGAUAAUGGCAAGCGCAAUUCAAAGCCCGCACAGCCCUUGCGCAAGUCCUCAUCCCACGAGGACAAGCCGCAAACAGUGAACCGAGCUGAAGUCGUUGCGAUCUUUGACAAGUAUGCGCAGGCCAUCCAUGUCUCCAGCGAGCCACUCCCAAGCCAGGGUGGUGAUGGCGCAAUUCUGAAGCAUGAACAAUCCUCUGGCCUCUUCAAUGAUAUCAAGUCGCUCGGGUUUCGCGAUCUCUCGACUGUCAAGGAUUUGAUCAAAUCCAAGGCUUCGGGUGAACUGGUGGAUGACAAGACGUAUCUCAUGGAGCGCAUCAUUCAGCUGGUCGCGGAUAUGCCUGGUCAUUCCAAGAACCGUACUGAGCUCACAAACCAAUUUCUGAACGAGCUUUGGGAUUCUCUCCCUCACCCCCCUCUCUCUCAGCUCACAAGGCCUGGGGAGAAUCGCAGUUACAUGGGUGAUGACUUCAAAUAUCGCUCUGCCGAUGGAUCAAGAAACAAUCCAACGCUUCCUCAGCUAGGCGCUGCCAAUACUCCGUAUUGUCGCACCAUUCCUCCAUUGACAAUUCAGCCCUCUGGACUGCCGGAUGCUGGUCUACUUUUCGAUACUCUGUUUGCGCGUCAGAAAUUCACCCCUCACCCGAACAAGGUGUCAAGUAUAUUCUUUGACUGGGCGUCGUUGAUUAUCCACGAUAUCUUCCAGACCGACUAUCGCCAACAGCACCUCAACAAGACCUCUUCCUAUCUUGACCUCUCUAUUUUGUACGGCGACGUACAGGAGCAGCAGGACCUCAUUCGAUCGCAUCAAGAUGGAAAACUCAAGCCAGAUUGCUUCUCUGAGGGUCGCCUGCAGGCGCUACCCGCUGCCUGUGGUGUACUUCUUGUAAUGCUCAACCGUUUCCACAACCAUGUCGUUGAGCAGCUGGCACUCAUCAAUGAAAAUGGCCGUUUCACGAAGCCUCGCGAUGGGCUGCCCGAGGAGGAAGCAAAGAGAGCCUGGGCUAAACGCGACGAGGACCUGUUCCAGACUGGUCGCCUCAUCACAUGUGGUCUCUACAUAAACAUUACGUUGUACGAUUAUCUGCGGACGAUCGUCAACUUGAACCGCACUAAUUCAACCUGGUGCUUGGAUCCUCGCGCCCAGAUGGAAAAGACGGGUGCCACUCCUUCUGGUCUUGGUAACCAAUGUUCUGUGGAAUUCAAUCUCGCUUAUCGUUGGCACUCGACCAUCGCUCAAGGUGACGAGAAGUGGAUUGAGCAAAUCUACUUUGAUCUUAUGGGCAAGCCCGCCGAGGAAGUCUCCAUGCACGAGUUGCUGAUGGGUAUGAAGAAAGUUGAAGGCGGGCUUGAUCCUGAUCCGUCGAAGCGGACCUUUGCCCGAUUAGAGCGCCAGGCAGAUGGAAGAUUCAAAGACGAGGAGCUCGUUGCGAUCCUUAGCAACGCCUGUGAAGACGUCGCUAGCUCGUUCGGUCCUCGUAACGUUCCCAAGGCACUUCGUUCAAUUGAAAUUCUCGGAAUUGAGGCUGCACGAAGAUGGCAUGUGGGAUCGCUCAACGAGUUCCGCAAGCAUUUCGGGCUGAAGACUUAUGACACCUUCGAGGAGAUUAACUCCGACCCCGAGAUUGCGAAUUGCUUACGCCAUCUUUAUGAGCAUCCCGACUUCGUGGAGCUGUAUCCUGGUAUUGUGAGCGAAGAGCCUAAGGAGCCUAUGAUUCCCGGGGUCGGAAUCGCACCGACCUUCACCAUCUCCCGUGCUGUCUUGUCUGAUGCAGUUGCUCUCGUCCGUGGUGAUCGUCACUACACCAUUGAUUACAACGCUCGCAACUUGACCAACUGGGGCUACAACGAGUGUCGCUAUGACCUGAAUAUCAACCAAGGAUGCGUCUUCUACAAGCUUGCGACUCGCGCGUUCCCUAAUUGGUACAAGUCGGACUCCAUCUACGCUCACUACCCGAUGACGAUCCCUAGUGAGAAUCGCAACAUCAUGAAGAAUUUGGGACGCGAGCAAGAUUAUUCAUGGGACCGCCCUUCUUUCACUCCACCACGUAUCAACGUUUCAUCAUACAAGAACGCUCUCCUGGUCUUGGGCAAUACCGCCGACUUCAAGCCGGCGUGGAGUGGAGCUAUGACGGAGCUAUUUGGCAGGGGAGAGUUCGGUGCUCAGCAGCGCGAGGCAAUGACCACGUCCUUCACUUCCGAUAACUUUGCCACUCUGGUCAAGAACUUCUAUGAAGAGGCCACCUUGCGUCUUAUCAAGGAGAAGGGUGCCAGCUUGGGUGGCAUCAAUCAGGUUGAUAUCACGCGCGAUGUUGGAAACCUCGCUCACGUUCAUUUCGCCUCAGCUCUCUUUGGUCUUCCACUGAAAACGGAAGAGAACUCUCGUGGUCUUUUCACCGAGCAUGAGAUGUACAUGAUUUUGGCGACGAUCUACUCGGCCCUUUUCUAUGAUGUGGAUCCCGCAAAAUCAUACUCUCUGAACCAGGCUGCUUCUGCGGUCUCCCAACAGCUGGGAAGUGUUGUGGAGUCGACCGUCAAGGCCGAUACGCAGAGCAGUCUCUUCUCAGGCCUCAUGAACAGCUUCCGACCACACGACAAUGCUCUUCGCGAGCACGGCACUGCGUCACUCCGUCGCGUGAAAGAUUUAGGCAUGAGUGCGUCCCAGAUCACCUGGUCUCACAUCAUGCCGACCAUCGUCGGUAUGGUCCCCAGUCAAGGCCAGGUCUUCACGCAGAUCGUUGAGUACUACACGUCGCCGGAGGGUAAGCACCACUGGGCUGAAAUUAGCCGUCUUGCGCGACUGGACUCAAAGGAAUCUGAUGACCUGCUUCACCGAUACUGCCUGGAAGCCAUUCGUAUCAACGGCACCUUUGGUGAGUAUCGUGAAGUUCAGAGACCUGUUAUCCUCGAAGAGGAUGGCGUGGUUAUAAAUGCCCAGCCUGGAAACAAGAUCUUCGCGUCCUUUGUCCAAGCCAACCACGACCCCAGUAUCUUCCCCGAGCCCAAUGAGGUUAAUUUGACUCGACCGCUUACCUCGUACAUCCAUCACGGCCAGGGUCCUGCCAACAGUCUUGGCCAGGAAACUGCCAAACUUGCUCUCGUGUCCAUGUUGCGUGUUGUUGCUCGAUUGCCAAACCUGCGCCGAGCCGCGGGUGCCCAGGGCCAGCUGAAGAAGAUUCCUCAGGAAGGCGGACAUUACGUGUACCUCCGUCAAGAUGGAACCACUUACUUCCCCUUCCCUAUGAGUCUCAAGCUUCACUGGGACCGUGACUUUGACUUCCACCCUCUCAAUGCAACCAAAAAGCAUUGA
Messenger RNA from Penicillium diatomitis, 3384 nucleotides. RefSeq names its product peroxidase/cytochrome P450 family protein. Gene Ontology annotation, biological process: response to oxidative stress. The coding region runs from base 1 to 3384 and encodes 1127 amino acids. Lineage: Eukaryota; Fungi; Ascomycota; Eurotiomycetes; Eurotiales; Aspergillaceae. Gene Ontology annotation, molecular function: iron ion binding; oxidoreductase activity, acting on paired donors, with incorporation or reduction of molecular oxygen; peroxidase activity. The record is from RefSeq and is a predicted model, not a curated record. The transcript is spliced from 5 exons.